Rhea pennata is the source of this 1963-nucleotide messenger RNA. RefSeq names its product thaicobrin-like. Gene Ontology annotation, molecular function: protein binding; ubiquitin protein ligase activity. Gene Ontology annotation, biological process: regulation of gene expression; innate immune response; protein ubiquitination. The record is from RefSeq and is a predicted model, not a curated record. The transcript is spliced from 2 exons. Bases 309 to 902 code for a protein of 197 amino acids. Gene Ontology annotation, cellular component: cytoplasm. Lineage: Eukaryota; Metazoa; Chordata; Aves; Rheiformes; Rheidae.
GCCUGGCAUGAAUGCCGGGAGUGGAAUGCAAAGACAGCUAAAUGGAGACGUGCAGUGUAAGGAUUACAUGAGACCCCAUGACUACAUCAGACUGCGGGAGCUGUCACCGAAACAAAGGCAGGACCCAACCAACAAUCUCCUUUCCUAGAGUCAUGCUGUAAGGGAACGUGGGAUGUCUGAGAAGCACCUGAAUGUUGUGACUCUUCCAUCAUUCCCUCCAUCAUUUUCUCAUCAUUCAGCACUGAGUCUUGCCAUCCACUUCUACCCGUGAAUCCUGUUCAUCAGCGUCCUGUGGAUUUUCUGCAAACAUGCAGGCACCUGAGUUGGCAAUAGAAGAGGGGGAGGCGCAGGCUAAUGAAGUGGAGGAGAGGAGUGAAAAAGUGGAUGUCACCCUGGACCCAGACACUGCCAACCCAUUCCUGGUCCUGGCAGCAGAUCGACGAGGUGUGAGGCGGGGAGAUGCGUGGGCUUUGCUGCCUGACUCCCUGGAGAGGUUCACCACAGAGCCUUGUGUGCUGGGCUGCCCAGGCUUCACUGGAGGGCAGCACCACUGGAAGGUGGCGGUGGCCGAUGGUGGGGACUGGUGGGCCACUGGUGUGGCUGGAGGAUCCAUCCAGAGGAAGAGCAUCCUCCAGCUUUCCCCCGAAGAGGAGAUUUGGGCCGUGGGGCAGUGGUUCGGGCAGUACUACGCUUUCACCCACCCUGAUUGGACCUCCCUGCACCUCCGCCAGCCCCCCAGGACCAUUCAGGUGUCCCUGGACUGUGCUGGUGGGCAGGUGUCCUUCACUGAUGCUGAGGACGGAGGUCUCAUCUUCACUUUCUCCCUGCAUCCAUACCCUAGCAAGACCCUGCACCCGUGGUUCUACGUUGGAAGCAACUCGCAACUCGCGUUGUGUCCCUGACAUGGGGGACCACCGGUGGCCACAGAGCUCCUCCUCACCAAAAUGCAGUAUAUAUAGCUCUUCUAUACUGAUUCACUAUAGCUACAGGGAUAGAGGAAGUAGUCCCUGUAGCUCUCAGUCUUUAUAGCUGUUCCCUACAGCUAGAGGGAUAGAGGGAAUAUUCCCUAUAGAUCACACACCUCCAUAGCUAUACCCUAUAGCCAUAGAGAUAAAUAGAGAUGCAGCUCCUCUGUAGUUAUUCUCUAUAGCUAUAGGUGUAUCUACAGGAAUAGAGCUCCUCUACAGCUAUAGGCUUAUAUAAAGAUACAGCUAUUCCCUCCAGCUCUAGGGACAUAUCUAGGGAUACAGCUGCUCUACAGCUAUUCCCUACAGCUCUAGGGAUAUAUCUAGGGAUAUAGCUCCUCCACAGCUAUUCCCUACAGCUCUACGGAUAUAGGGAAUAUUCCCUACAGCUAUAGGGAUAGGGAUAUAGCCAUAGGAAACAGCUCUAGGGGAGUGUGAGCUCCUGAUAACACUUCCUAUCUUUUCCAUACCUCCAAGCAGCUCCCUGUCCCCUUUCCAGCUCUGCAUUGGGCAGACGUGUUUUUCUUCAGGCUUCUCACCGGAGUUUUUAAUCCCAAAUCCCGGGCACUGUUUCCUUCCAUAAGGUGAGGCCACUUCACCUCCCCCUCCCACCCCGCUCCAUUUCCCCCCCCCCUUCUCCUUUUCGCAUUGCAGGCGCAGACAGAGCCGAAGCAUUACAAAUAAAUAAAUAAAUAAAUAAGAAAAUAAAUACAAUAAAAAACGCUUUCCAGCUGCCAGCAGGGUCCAGCGGGACGGGAUUUAGCGUCAUCUUUGGUUCUGGAAAGAAGCAGAGCGACGGGAGGCUCUGCUGCAAACCCACCGCUUUGCCCCCCCCCCCCCCCCCCCCACUGCCAUCUUCCCCCCAGUGCAGCAGCCACCUCGCAGCCAAGUCCCAACCCAACAAUUCCCACGGCCUCUGCCUCCGGGGCCGGCAAAAGUCCUGCCAGGUUUCCUUCGCCUCGGGAAGAACCAAACCGCUAUGUUUUCCUUGGAAAAAA